UAGCCGUGUGACAGUAGGUAAUGCAAUUAUAAGAAUUUUUUUUCCCAUUUUGAUCUUAAAAUACAAUGCAAUGGGGCAAAUGUGUAAUGACAGCACAAUGACAGUUACAGGCACAAGCCUUUGUAAGAAUGCAACCAAUGGUAACAUUCGUAAUUUGACUUGCCAAAGGAGGAGACAACACCAAAUUAAGAAUUACAUGUAUUGGUAUUUAUUAUCAGACUUUUCUGCAAUAGUAUAAGCAAGUAAAUAUAUUGGCAACACAAAGCUUAGGAAUGAGAGGAAGCAAAACAAUGACAUUUCCUGUAUUAACUGAGGAAGGCCCCCCCCCCCCGGGAACAGAAUAAAAACAAUAACGAUGGGGGAAAGAAAACAGGAAAGAAGGCAGAGAAAGAUAAAGAUCCCAAGAAAGGGUAGACACAGACUUAAAAGUAGUUUGGAAGAACAAGAAAUGAGUAAAGGAGCUGCCCUAUUAGUUUUUCUUUGCAUCUUCCCCUUGUUUCUCUGCGAGACUGGGGUAGAAAAGAUAGGGGAGCAGUCGACAGUGGACAGAGAGAACAAGGAAACUGCAUUGGGAGGCUUUCAUCAAGGAGAGAAGGUAGCCGAGGAGAUGCCCAUCACAGAGAAAGGGCAGGGUCCAGGCCCAACUGAGGCAGCACUGGCCACCACUCCCCUUGAAGAUACCUUCUCCUACAUCAUGUCCAGGCUAGCAGAUAUGGAUUCUGCGAUCCACAGGCUGAAUGUGUUUCAGUACAACCUGGAUGUGAAGCUGUCCCAGCUGUCUGACAAGGUCAUUCGCAUGGAUGCUAAGGUGGGCAAAAUUCAGGAUGAGACAGAGAGCAUCUCCCGCAUCAACAAGGAGAACCACAGAGAGAUUGGUCGAUUGGAAGGUUGUCUAAAAGGCCAUCGUGUGGUGCGAAAGUGUUUUCUGGUCUAUCGUUUUUAUGAGACCUAUGCAGGCGCAGUCGAGUGGUGUCGCGAGCGAGGUGGGCGGAUAGCUAUGCCAAAGGACAAGAGGGAGUUAGCAGCCCUGGCCAAACACGCAAGAGAGUUUUUCCACCCCGGUAACUGGCCUCUCUGGAUCGGUGUCUCAGACCGCCGCUCUGAAGGGCUCUACCUCUUUGAAGACGGGAUCAGAGUCACCUUCUUCCAGUGGAACAAGCAACUUCUGUCCAGCCAGCCCGAUGGAGGUAAGAGGGAGAACUGUGUGACGCUGACCUCCGAUGAUGGGGACUGGUGGGAUACUGACUGUGAGAGACGCACGUACUUCGCUUGCGAGUUUGAUGGCUGAUCUGUCUGCAACCUCCCAACUGGAUUUGCUGACACCAGGGUAUAAGGGAUCAGUCAACACAAAUCUUAAUUCAUUAUAUUCAGAAAGUAUUACUUUAAAUUUGCUAUUCAAACUGGAUUACAAAUGAGUAUACAAAUGAACUUCGUGAAUGUUUAAAUAAAUGAACUUAUCUGUAACCUUUUACCUGAUGAAAAAACAUGCAUUAUUAAUACAAACAAAUCAUCAUUGACUGCAAAAAAUAAAAGCAGACAUUAAUGCAUUUUUUUUCCUGCAAAAUACUUUGCUUUUAUUAAAAAUGGAUCAAUAAAUAAAUGCUAAACUCUCAAAGACUGCAAAAAGAAUGUAUUAUGAAUGUGAAACAGGAUUGAUCUUUGAUGUGGGCUAGUUUUUCCUUCCCAUCAUUUUGUCUUCUUUAAAAAUGACUUCUGAGAGUUUAUGAUGCAUAUUAUAAAUCAUAUGUAUGUUAAUGGUUUCUCUUCCUGGUAUAAUAAAGAACUGAACUAAAACUUGGCAGUGUCUCACAGUUUCUGAUUUGGGUCACACUCACUGUUAAUCAGCCUACUGUUUGAAAAGGACAGAUGGAAGCUUAAAGGGUACAUAAAGACCUUUUUAUUUUAUUGUGU
Messenger RNA from Polyodon spathula (Mississippi paddlefish), 1911 nucleotides. It is a transcript of the gene clec11a, whose product is annotated as C-type lectin domain containing 11A. Bases 356 to 1288 code for a protein of 310 amino acids. The record is from RefSeq and is a predicted model, not a curated record. The transcript is spliced from 4 exons. NCBI's taxonomy places the organism in Eukaryota, Metazoa, Chordata, Actinopteri, Acipenseriformes, Polyodontidae.